AUGGAGGGGAGGGGCAGACAGAGCCCCGCGUCCUUCAGCGACCGCUCCGGGAGUCCGUCCGGCGGGAUCAUACGCGCCGUCCUCGCACAGGCGGCUGGGAAACGGCUCAAGAAAGUGCAGAAAAAGAUUGAGAGAGCGAAAACGCCCACCUUGCUGGAGGGGGAUGAGCACAGGUACCACUCAGGAAUAUCUGACUACGACGAGGCAGAGAGAAGCUUGGCUCUGAGUGAUAAAGAUGGCCCAGUGUCCCUCCGUUCCCUCCGUGCCGGAACACCUCCACUGUUGGGCUCCAGACCCUCGUCAGGGCGGAUACCUCAGAUCAGGAGGGACACUGAUGACGAGAGCGGGAGGGAGGGAGAUGAUUCCGUUCCAAGAAGUGCAGCUUCCACCCCUCGAGGAGAGGAGAGAUUGGAGAGUGAACUUAGAAAGGAGAAGGCAGAGCUCUCCAACAUGCGGUUUGACAGAGAGAUGUUACUGGAAAGAGAAAAGCAAUAUGGCAAAAACAUCCAGGACCUGCAGAACAGAGUGUCCCAGCUGUUGACCCAGCAGGACAGACUACAGAAGGAGCAUGAAAACAUCCAGGACCUGCAAAACAGAGUGUCCCAGCUGCUGACCCAGCAGGACAGACUACAGAAGGAGCAUGAAAACAUCCAGGACUUGCAGAAUAGAGUGUCCCAGCUGUUGACCCAGCAGGACAGACUACAGAAGGAGCAUGGCACAGAGCUGGGGCGCUUCCAGAGCAAGGCCCUGGCGGACGUGGAGAGAGAGAAGAAGGAUGCAGCACAGAGGGCCAGGAUACUGGAAGGGGAGCUGGAUGCACUCAAAGUGGAGAAUGCAUCUCUAGAAAAACAGUUGAGAGUGGCUAAGACCACGAGUGCUCUGGCGAAGGAAUCAGACAGGACUGGUCGGGAGAGGCAUCAGUCUGAACUCAGAAAUAUGCAGGAUGAGAUCAGAAGAACCCACCAGCUCCUGGCCGAGCAGGAGAAAGUUGUGGAGGAGAGCAACAAGAAGAGCAAUCAGAUGCACGAGAAGUUCACAAAAGCCAGGGAACAGAAGACUCAGCUGGAGAGAGACUCAGAAAACAGCAGAAGUGUUGCAGAGCAAAGAAUUAAAACAUUAGAGGGUAGAGCCAAAGUGCAGAGGAAACCUAGAGUUGGCAAGGACUGA
This is a messenger RNA of Branchiostoma floridae (Florida lancelet), 1167 nucleotides long. Its product is annotated as cingulin-like. The record is from RefSeq and is a predicted model, not a curated record. The coding region runs from base 1 to 1167 and encodes 388 amino acids. The transcript has 11 exons. Lineage: Eukaryota; Metazoa; Chordata; Leptocardii; Amphioxiformes; Branchiostomatidae.